Trematosphaeria pertusa is the source of this 1263-nucleotide messenger RNA. RefSeq lists its product as uncharacterized. Lineage: Eukaryota; Fungi; Ascomycota; Dothideomycetes; Pleosporales; Trematosphaeriaceae. The transcript has 3 exons. The record is from RefSeq and is a predicted model, not a curated record. Bases 1 to 1263 code for a protein of 420 amino acids.
AUGGAAGCACUUCAGGUCCUCUUUCCCCCUCCGGAACCCACCGCAACUGGCCUCCCUCCUGAGAUCUGGCACCAGAUCUGCCUCGCUACGACAUUUACCAGGAAGCCGAAAGAUGUGUCUCCAACGGCGCAUUAUAUAUUAACGCAAUCUGAUCUACGCAGGCUGCGCAUGGUAUGCCGUCAUCUUUCCGCAAGCACGGAAGACGCUUUUGGAAUUCGCAUCUUCUCGUCCAUGAAGUUCAUGCUCACGCCGUGGAGUCUGGCGUCUCUGCUUAAGUUUUCGAAGGAGGGGAAAUGGGGGAAGUAUGUAAGAGAGUUGCGGUUUGGGCCGGAGAGGUUGAAUGAGGAGAUGCUGCAUGUGGCUGGACCUCUUCCCUGCGCAGAAUGGAUGCGCACCUACUCGGCCCCCUACCGCAAACUCGGCGCCAAACAAGCGCACUUCCACAAAACUGGCUUCGACGUCCUCGCCCUAGUCGCCGCCAUCCAGAACCUGCCUCACCUGCGCAGCAUAGCGCUAGAAAGCACGCGGGAUCCCGAAAACGGCUGGCCGCACAUAUCUGACUGCCGGGGCGCCUGGAAGCUCUGGCGCGACGUCGGCGGCGGCCUCUUGCAGCAAACUCGUUUCCCCGUCCUCCUUCCCGCGUUCUCGACAGCAAACGACUCCUGGCUGCGGAAGACGCGCUACGCAGAGCCCCACGCCCUCAUGUGCAGCGUCCUGUGCAGAGCGCUGCAGAAACUGUACCCCGCCGCCAGCAACGGCAUCACUGCGUCCCUCGUGGUAAGUACAAGCUGGCUGUUGAGCUUCGAGUGGGCUUUGCGUGGGAGACGGGAGUCUCUGAGGGAUCUUUGGCGCCGCAUUUCAACGGUUCGUCUUCUGGAUGAUCCGGACGCGCGGCUCAGACUCUCUGCUGUCUUUCUGGGCAGCCUCGUGCACGAUCUGAGUCUCGAUGUCAGGACACUGGACGUACGCAGUCGCGGCGCUCCGUCCCUCCUGGUGCAAACGCUCUCCUGCGGCGCUCUAACCACGCUGACCCUGGCCUCUGUUUGCAUCAGCGACCAGACCCUGAUCAGCGCGCUCGUUCUCAACGCCCAGACGCUCAGGAGUAUCGCCUUCCGUCGUGUCUGUUUGAAUGCGCACGGCCAGAUCGACUGGCUCGCUCUACUAUUUGGCUUGUCCAAGUUGCACAUGGCGCAGCUGGGGGAAGUAACCUGCUAUCCUGAGCUCGCCGAUGCUGGCAAUUUUGUGAACAAGGAGAACGAGUAA